Messenger RNA from Amborella trichopoda, 1433 nucleotides. It is a transcript of the gene CXE18, whose product is annotated as carboxyesterase 18. The record is from RefSeq and is a predicted model, not a curated record. Gene Ontology annotation, molecular function: hydrolase activity. Lineage: Eukaryota; Viridiplantae; Streptophyta; Magnoliopsida; Amborellales; Amborellaceae.
CCCAGCGACCAAGAACCCUUUCACAUUUGUCUAGGGUUGUAUAUUAACCAGCAAAAAUUGGAGCUUAUAAAACGACCUUUCUGGCCAUCUCGCCUUAAUGAUCGGACAGAAAGACCAAACUACCCCUAUUCCCCAUUGAAAACCAGUCUCUCUCUUCUUCCUAGAAUCUUUUCCGGAACUUCGCCUGAGAAAUAGCUUUCUUUUACCUCAAUGUCUGGACAGAAAGACCAAACUUCCCCUACUCUCCCAUGGAAAACCAGGAUCUUUAUCUCCUUAAUGGGGUCUCUCAUGGACCUUUGCCGUAGAGAGAACGGCACCGUCAAUCGCCGUCUCCUCAACCUCCUCGAACAAAAGUCUACUGCUAACGGAAAACCGGAAAUUGUCAACGGCGAUCCGGAAACCACCGUGAAGGGCAGGGACGUAACCUUAGAUCCCGCCAAAAACCUGUGGGUCCGCGUCUUCACACCCGACCGGAAACCAGACGGACUACCGGGAAGCGGUUUCCCGGUCAUCGUGUUCUUCCACGGCGGCGGUUUCGUCUUCAUGUCUCCGAAAUCCAGGCCGUACCACGAUCUCUGCAAGCGGUUUUCCGGCGAGAUGCCCGCUAUCGUGGUUUCGGUGAACUACAGGCUCGCGCCUGAAAACCGCUUUCCGGCACCUUACGAUGACGGCGUGGAGGUGGUGAGGUGGAUCGCAGGCGCCGGGAAACAGUUUGGAGAUGACGGAAAACUGGUAUUGGAGAAGGGCGGUUUAUUCGAAACCGCCGAUACCUCGAGGUGUUUUCUAGUUGGGGACAGCGCUGGUGGCAAUAUCGUGCACCAUGUAGGGCGGAGAAUUGCAGAGGAGGCAGCCGAGUUCCUGCCGCUAAAGGUGGUAGGCCAUGUUCUCUUACAGCCCUUCUUUGGAGGUGAGGAACGCUUACCUUCUGAGCUCAAACUAAAGAACAUGCCAUUGGUGUCAGUGGAUCGCGCAGAUUGGCACUGGAAGGUGUUCUUGCCCGAGAAUUCAGACAGAGAUCAUCCUGCAUGCAAUGUUUCUAGCCCGAAUUCACCAGACAUUAGUGAAUUGGAUUUUCCUGCAAGUUUAGUGGUGAUUGGAGGGUUUGACCCUCUCCAAGAUUGGCAGAGAAGAUCAAGAAUAUUUGAUUGUGGGUGCAGUUGGCAUACGGAUGCCUCCGUAAGUGUAGAGAUCCAGCAUAUAUGUGAACAUUUGAAAAUGGAGGCUCUCAACAAUGAGACGGAAAAUUGCAGAGGACGCAGCCGAGUUCCAGCCGCGAAAGGUGGUAGGCCAUGUUCUCUUACAACCCUUCUUUGGAGGCGAGGAACGCUUACCUUCUGAGCUCAAACUAAAGAACGUGCCAUUGGUGUCGGUGGAUCGCGCAGAUUGGCACUGGAAGGUGUUCUUGCCCGAGAAUUCAGACAGAGAUCAUCCUG